This is a messenger RNA of Habropoda laboriosa, 1142 nucleotides long. RefSeq lists its product as uncharacterized. The coding region runs from base 825 to 1142 and encodes 105 amino acids. Lineage: Eukaryota; Metazoa; Arthropoda; Insecta; Hymenoptera; Apidae. The record is from RefSeq and is a predicted model, not a curated record. The transcript is spliced from 3 exons.
CGUAUGCCUGUCUUUUGUGUCCCGUGUCUCUCCUCACCGGAUCGACUACGUUCGAUUACCAUGCAAAAAUUGAACGAUACCCACGUAAAUACGUACGUGCCGUUGUUAACCGCGUAGGGAAACUCGGUGUACGUAUCGCGGAGGACGCGUAUGCCCUUGCAAGAAGUUAGCCGCGCGCACACACGUGUGUACACGUACAAUAUCCACCGGCUGGAGGGGUUUAUCAGCAUUCAGCAUUGCUUUGCUGGCACUGUUACACACUUUACUUCACACUCGGUCUCUCUCUCGGUCUCUCAUUAUAGUGUUCAUUUACCUAUCCACCUUAUAUAUACACUUUUAUCAUAACAACCGCGUGCAAGUGUUUAAGCAGACCUCUGGUAAAACAGUUGAUCCUUUGCGAUCGGAACUUCCAACUGUGUUAUUAUUAUGCAGUAUACCUCUUCCGUGUUUCCACCGUGACGCCCCUCUCGUUCAAUUUUUGCCGCGAGAAAAAUUCGGUUUCUCCGUUUCUUCGCUUUCGGUGGAACAAUUAUCGCUCGUUAGUUGUGCCUCGCGAGGAACCUAUCGUUUUACAUCUACGUUCUCCACUUGUGUUACACAUACACAUACAUAUUCUCGUUCGUAUCAAAUUCGAAGUAAAACUGGGUGUACAUGGAUAAGAGAAGUUUUCGCUGAACGAGAAAUCUACAAUGCCGCCAGAUUUUCGCAGAUAUCGCAUCGGCUGUGAUAACGCUCUGAUACCGAUAUCUUGAUUGUGUACGUUAGUCCAACAUUGUCUCCAAGGAGAUCCCGUGUCACUUUUACUCCGCUAUAGUAUAUUUAUCAUGGAAACCGACGAGCUGUUUCUGUAUUUCGCUAUAGCGUGCGGAGUAAUCGGAGGUGCUCUAUUGCUGCUGUUCAUUUUGGUGUGCGUACUGUUUAUCAAAGUGAAUCGAUUACCUGCUGACGGGUCCAACCAACUGAACAGGCAAACCAGUAUGAUGGCAGAUUUUUGUUACACGAAUCCCACGAUCGUGCCUGGAGAAUUGUUAGCUCGGCGUGGAUUUUCGAUGUACAGCGGCGCGGAUAAUUUUAACGAGGAUUUCGGAACGAAGAAAGACUAUCAUUUUGGGACGUAUCAAGAGUCCCGAUCGAAAUUCUGA